This is a messenger RNA of Cherax quadricarinatus, 1110 nucleotides long. The record is from RefSeq and is a predicted model, not a curated record. Lineage: Eukaryota; Metazoa; Arthropoda; Malacostraca; Decapoda; Parastacidae.
AGUGUUUCAGUAAAGGUAACUCAGUGUGUCUCAGUACUGAGCUGUCUCUCACACUACUGGUGAGGUGACGUGUGGGGAUACAACUAUACUGACACUUACUGCUUGUUGGUUUUAUUUUGUAACUAUUGAAGAAGACAACUCUGUCACCUCCCUCCUGCUACACUCUACUCAGGCUAUCGUCCGCCUAGUGGAUACUGACAGUCUUCACUUCCGGACUAACAUCUCUCAGAAGCCAAGAUGUUUGACGUCUUCGGUGACCUCAAAAAGCAGAUUACAACCUCAGGGGCGACCAAGCCACGGGUCUCAUCGCUGGCACUGUUCACUGCCAAGUUGUGCAUGUUGCUGACGCUGAUGGCAUGUGUGCUGGUCACAGCCAAGAACUACAUCGGUGACAACAUCAACUGCAUCACUGGCCACGAGAAACAGGAACACAAGGCCAUAGAGACGUACUGUUUCAUCGCCUCCACCUUCACCCUGGUCGAUCUCAACGCUGUGGUGAGUACCCACAUCCCUCCAUACUAUGUGCUCACCUACAUGUAGCUGUAGAGGUCAAGUCUUAGCUCCUGGCCCCGCCUCUCAACUUGCCGUUUACCAGAUUCAUUUCCUCAUGAGCCCUAUCGUACCUGCUCUGAAAACUAGUCUCCACCACUUUAUCGUCAAGGUCAACCCUUUUCCCUAACACCGUGAGGCAGAAAAAUACUGCCUGACAUCCCUGUGGCUCAUCUGUGUCUUUAACUUCCAACCCAGGCCGCUGUGUACCGAGGCGUUUCCUCGGUAGGGAUACGCAAGUGUUGAAGAUGUGCAGAAUUUUAUCUCCCCGCACACAUAAGGGGGAUUACCAAUAGACCCCUGGCUGUCUUCAAGAAGGCGCUGGAAAGGCACCUAAAGUCAGUACCUGACCAGCCGGUCUAUGGUUCGUACGUCAGUUUGCGUGCGGCCAGCAGUAACAGCCUGGUUGAUCAGACCCUGAUCCACCACGAGGCCUGGUCUCAGACCGGGCCGCGGGGCCGUUACCCCCUGAAACCCUCCCCAGGUGUGUCCCCAAGUACCUUUUACGGACUCUAAAAUAUCUUAUCCCUGUCUACCAUACGAUUUCCGUUGUUUUUCUUA